AUGUAUUUCAUGCAAGGCGAGCACACCAAAAAUCUCGAGCUGGCUUGCGAUGAACAAAAGCCACAUUGUGAGAGAUGUCAAAAGAGAAGGGUGCUAUGUCACUACCCCUCAGAGUCGGAUGGCUUCCUCAAUAAGAGCACCGAGAAGAGUGUUGCAAUCUCAUUGACCCCGAGCGAUCCGAGUACCACGUGUUUCUCCUUCUCACUUGACAAUGUCAUGAAUAAUGUCGAGAGGACCUUGAGCCUUGACCCCAAAUGGUCGCCUUACGCCUUCACCGAACCGGGCUCAACACAUCCAAUAAGUAGUAUUGCGUUUCAACAUUUUGUCCGAUGUUCAACAGAGACCAUCGCCCAACCUGUUAUCCAAGACGUAAUGAGAACGGACAUGAUACGCGUGUCAUUCACUGUAACUUUCCCAAAAAUCACUUUUGAGUUAACGACUUCCUGUUGA
Messenger RNA from Penicillium maclennaniae, 450 nucleotides. Its product is annotated as Zn(II)2Cys6 transcription factor domain-containing protein. Gene Ontology annotation, biological process: regulation of DNA-templated transcription. The record is from RefSeq and is a predicted model, not a curated record. The coding region runs from base 1 to 450 and encodes 149 amino acids. NCBI's taxonomy places the organism in Eukaryota, Fungi, Ascomycota, Eurotiomycetes, Eurotiales, Aspergillaceae. Gene Ontology annotation, molecular function: zinc ion binding; DNA-binding transcription factor activity, RNA polymerase II-specific. The transcript has 2 exons.